AUAUAAUCAGCUCCACUCAAGAGGACUCUUUUCUUCCCUCCCCUUACUGAGCGCAGCCGGAAUCUGAGGCUGGCUUCCCAGGGAGAAAGGAAGAAAGAGAAAAGACAAGGGGAGGGGAGGAGAGGAGAGGAGAGCUGUGAUUUACUAGGACCAGGGCUGCUGCUGCCUCUUCCCUUGAGCCUCGCCAGAAGGAAGGAGUAGAGAGCUGGAUUCCCCCCCACCCCUCCUCAGAGCUGGGCAUUCCUUCUCCUCUGGGAAGAUGCAUGAGUGGAUCUGUGCUCCCCGUGGGUUGCCUGGGCUGCAUCCUGCAGCUUGAAAUUCACACCCCACAGACCCAACCUUUGGGUUCUGGGGUCUGCUCUUGGAAAUACCUUCUCCCCUCCUCCGGUCAAGCUUUUGGGGGGCUCGGGCUAAGGAACCCUCUUCCAUUUCUCCCCUAACCCCAAUAGUAUAUUUGGGAUGCUGUGGAGCAACUGAAGCCGAUACCAACAUUUGGAGAGAACUUCUUGGAAAAGAGACCCGCCUGACAACAUCUCUUGUGUUCGCCUCCAGACUGCCUCCAGGAGAAUCCUCAUUUUAAGUUAUUCUUUACUGGAUACACCGUCUGAACUUUCUGGGUGCUCCACUUUGAGGUCCCCGUCCCCGUCCCCGAAAGCAACUAUUAAUCCGAGAAACUUUAUGGGAUAAUCCUCUAGCUUCUUUCAUGGUCUAGGUGUUUGGUGGAAGAGGCCAUGAUGCUGCAUUUCCUGCUGGGCGCCUUCUUCCCAGCCCUGAUCCUGGCAGCACCCCCUCCCAUCAACAAGCUGGCCCUCUUCCCAGACAAGAGCGCUUGGUGCGAGGCAAAGAACAUCACCCAGAUCGUGGGUCACAACGGCUGCGAGUCCAAAUCCAUCCAAAACAGGGCCUGCCUGGGACAGUGCUUCAGCUACAGCGUCCCCAACACCUUCCCACAGUCCACGGAGUCCCUGGUGCACUGCGACUCCUGCAUGCCUGCCCAGUCCUUGUGGGAAAUCGUGACUCUGGACUGCCCAAGCAAUGAGGACAUCCCGAGAGUAGACAAGCUGGUGGAGAAAAUCCUCCACUGCAGCUGCCAGGCCUGUGGGAAGGAGCAGAACCAGGAAGGGGCCCUCUUCAACGUCUACCUGAAUGCCGACGAGAACCUGCCGGCCGAGGGGCCCAACGCCGCCCACCCCUACAGCCACCACCCCGUAGACGAGCCCUCCAGCCGCCACCACCGCCAGCGCGAGGAAGAGCCCGACGAUUGACCCUCGGGGAAGGGUCCCCGCAGCCCAGACCCCCUUCUCCUCGCUCUCCACCACCCACCACGCUUCGCUCUUAGUGAUGUCGGCCAGGGGGGAUGCCGGGACGUUUUGCAGGGGGACUUGGUGAUGUCGGCCAAGUCACAGCUGGGACUUUUUUUGGGGGGGGGGGAACAUGGACAAAAUGGAAGCGACUGGGGUGGGGGAGGGAACUGGGGGAGAGGGGAGGCCGUCCCUGCAGAAUUGCACAUGGCGGCAGUCUGUUGAGUGGGGUGGCCGGGGGUCGGACCAGCACUUAACCGUAGGAUGAAGAUGGCGUCUCAGUGGCCCCCUGGGGUGUUGGGACCCUGAUUCUCCAGGUCCCAUUGGGAUGCUACCCCGGGGGAGCUGAAAUCUGCCAAAUGCAUUAGAAAAAGAGACUCUGCCGUCGGCUAGCUUGAGGUGGAUCGUUUUUCCAGGCAUGAGGACGACCAUGGCUGCCUCUUGAGUGUCCCAGAAGUGUCGCUUCUCGAAAGGGAAUCUUUAAAAAGUGACAGAACUGUCCGUCCGCUGUGGAGCGACAUGAACGGGAGCUCUCCAGUGGGGUGUGUCCAUAGAUGGCAGCCGGACCUGUUGAGCUUUAAUUCCUUCUCCCCAGGGAAUGCUGGGAAAUGCCGUACCCGGGUGGGGGGGGGAGAGAGGGUGAGCUCUAAACGCUGAAUUCUCUGGGGAGGGGGGAUGCUGGCUGGGCUAGCUUGGGCCUGCCGGGUUAGACCCACACGUAGACAUUCUCUGCAGUGCGUUCUGCGGUUUGGUGACAUGCAUGUAGCCAUGACGUUGGCCAGAAGGUACUUUGGGAUCCUCCAAAUGUUAGAGGCUGGCUGGCAUUCGGCACAUCUGCCCAGCCCACGUCCAAGAGACGGAGUUUCUUCUGGGAGGAGUUUCAAAACGCAUGAAGCCGACAUGGGGAGAACUAACUUAAGCCUGGUUCAAGCUCGCCAAGGUGGCUUCAUCCAAAGAAUUCUUGGGGCUGAGGGCUGGGACAGGGAGCGUUCUGUGGGAGACCCCCCUGGAGAGACGCACUUUGGGUUAAUCCCGUUUCGGAUGGCUGUGCCGAUGUGCCUAACGGUUGACUGGUUUCCCUCCACCCGCUUCCCACGGGUGAUCCCAGAUGAGUCGCCUUGGAUGAGGGCUUCUUAGGAUUGAAGACAGCAGAGGAAGAUGGUCCAUGACAUCUUGAGUCCAUAAGGGACGAGGAGAAGGGCUGGUUAGGAGGGGGACAGCUGUGUAGCCUGCCGCGCUGGAUGUCUGGACCCCAUUUCCUUCCACGCAGCACUUUACUCAAUGGAAGAGGGCAAGAGAACCUCUCGGGGGGGGGAGAGCUGGUGGGGCAGCAGGGGGGAGAGAGACAGGCAGACAAAGCUGGGUUGUGCAGCUGGCCUGAAGAGCUGUUGGUUACCGUCCCAACCCUUCCCUGAAUUAUUUUUAGGCCUGAAUCCUCGAGUCUUCCAUGGGUCUGGGCGCUUCUUUUCCCUCCCUGCCAUGCUCUCCCUGUUGGAUCAAUUCACCCUCCGUUCUCCUGCCGCGACAGAAGCUUCCAAAGCUGUUAACCCACAAAGACACGAAUCCUGCACACACUGUAUAUUUCCCAUGUUUCUGUGAUGUUGUUUUCUUCCCCUUCAAUAAAUUAGAUCUGAUGACCACA
Messenger RNA from Hemicordylus capensis (graceful crag lizard), 2943 nucleotides. RefSeq names its product NBL1, DAN family BMP antagonist (gene NBL1). The record is from RefSeq and is a predicted model, not a curated record. The transcript has 5 exons. Bases 732 to 1265 code for a protein of 177 amino acids. Gene Ontology annotation, molecular function: receptor ligand activity; BMP binding. NCBI's taxonomy places the organism in Eukaryota, Metazoa, Chordata, Lepidosauria, Squamata, Cordylidae. Gene Ontology annotation, biological process: animal organ morphogenesis.